Callorhinus ursinus (northern fur seal) is the source of this 1657-nucleotide messenger RNA. It is a transcript of the gene NAGS, whose product is annotated as N-acetylglutamate synthase. Lineage: Eukaryota; Metazoa; Chordata; Mammalia; Carnivora; Otariidae. Gene Ontology annotation, cellular component: mitochondrial matrix. Gene Ontology annotation, biological process: L-arginine biosynthetic process; glutamate metabolic process. The record is from RefSeq and is a predicted model, not a curated record. Gene Ontology annotation, molecular function: L-glutamate N-acetyltransferase activity, acting on acetyl-CoA as donor.
AUGGCGACGGCGCGGUUGGCCUGGGCCCUACGGGUCACCUCUGCGGGAGGAAGGCUGCGCGGUCCCCGAGGCACUGGGGGCGCCCGGAGACUGAGCGGCAGCGCGCGACGGCGGGCGGCCAGGGGUGCCAGCCCGGGGCGCCGGCUCAGCACCGCCUGGGCGCCGGCCCAGGCCGCACGAGAAGGGACCGACGGCGCAGAGGACGACACCCACUCGCCUGCCGCGGAGGAGCCGGAGUGGACGCCGCCCCCCGCGCCCCCGGUCCCUCCCGACUCCCCGGGGCCCCCAGCCGGCCGCUCGCUGGUGCAGCGGGACAUCCAGGCCUUUCUGAACCAGUGCGGAGCCAGCCCCGGGGAGGCGCGCCACUGGCUCACGCAGUUCCAGACCUGCUACCACUCCGCCAACAAGCCCUUCGCGGUCAUCGAGGUGGACGAGGAGGUACUCAAGUGCAGUCAGGCCGUAUCCAGCCUGGCCUUCGCCCUGGCAUUCCUGCAGCGCAUGGACAUGAAGCCGCUGGUAGUCCUCGGGCUGCCCGCGCCCACCGCGCCCUCCGGCUGCCUUUCCUUCUGGGAGGCCAAGGCACAGCUUGCCCAGAACUGCAAGGUGCUGGUGGAUGAGCUGCGGCACAACGCCGCCACUGCCGUGCCCUUUUUUGGCGGCGGCUCAGUGCUGGGAGCCGCGGAGCCAGCCCCUCAUGCCAGCUACGGCGGGAUCGUCUCAGUGGAGACCGACCUGCUGCAGUGGUGCCUGGAGUCCGGCAGCAUCCCCAUCCUGUGCCCCAUUGGGGAGACGACCGCCCGCCGCUGUGUGCUCCUGGACUCGCUGGAGGUGACCGCGGCUCUAGCCAAGGCGCUACAGCCCACCAAAAUCAUCUUCCUCAAUAACACAGGAGGCCUGCACGACAGCAGUCAAAAGGUCCUGAGUAAGGUGAACUUGCCCGCCGAUCUGGACUUGGUGACCAACGCCGAGUGGGUGAGCACUAAGGCGCGGCAGCAGGUGCGGCUCAUCGUGGACGUGCUCAGCCGCCUGCCGCACCACUCCUCGGCCGCCAUCACCGCCGCCAGCACGCUGCUCACCGAGCUCUUCAGCAACAAGGGGUCCGGGACCCUGUUCAAGAACGCCGAUCGGAUGCUGCGGGUGCGCAGCCUGGACAGCCUGGACCAGGGCCGCCUGGUGAACCUGGUCAACGCCAGCUUCGGCAAGAAGCUGCGAGACGACUACUUGGCCUCGCUGCGCCCGCGGCUGCACUCUGUCUACGUCUCUGAGGGGUACAAUGCGGCUGCCAUUCUGACCACGGAGCCCGUACUGGGGGGCACCCCAUAUCUAGACAAGUUUGUGGUGAGCUCCAGCCGCCAGGGCCAAGGCUCGGGCCAGAUGCUGUGGGAGUGCCUGCGGCGGGACCUGCAGACGCUUUUCUGGCGCUCCCGGGUCACCAACCCCAUCAAUCCCUGGUACUUCAAACACAGUGAUGGCAGCUUCUCCAACAAGCAGUGGAUCUUCUUCUGGUUUGGCCUGGCUGAUAUCCGGGACUCUUAUGAGCUGGUCAACCAUGCCAAGGGGCUGCCGGACUCUUUCUGCAAACCAGCUUCUGACCCCGGCAGCUGACCCUCACCGCCCACCCUGCAGGCCCUGGGACAACCAGGGUGAACCAAAAGCC